UCAACAGCUCAGAUCACUAUUCAUAUCACCAUGGACCACCAUGCCAAAAAUCGCUUCUGGCGGUGGUAACCACCAGAAAUAGAAAUCAAACACAUUGCUAAAACUGUCUCAGUUUCCUCUACAUGAAUAUCCUAUUGAUUUUUCUAGAUUCUAACCCUAGCUCACUAACCGCAUAGCUCCCUCAAGAAUCCUAAAAUGUAAAUCCAAAUUAAAAACUAGAGGUGAAUGAACCGGAGUCCAAACUUUAGGGGUUUGGCACCCUGAUGGUUGAACUACAUUAUUGUAACGUGAAUCAAAGAAGAAGAGCAAAAAGCUUACAUGUCGGAGAAACUCUGGCGGUUCUUCAUGCGUCAGCGAGGAAAAAAAAGUCCAGUAGUCUUCUUCCUCUCUCGAGCGAAAGGUUGAAGGUGUGGAAUGGAGGAGGCUCGAAGGUGAUGUCGAAGAUGGAGAAUGAGUAGAAGCUCGGGCAUGAGACUUUGAAGCUGAUGACGGACGAAUUCUGGGAAGUGGUUACAAUGCUUGUACUACUUGCUACACUCAUGCCCUGACCUGCAGGAUGACUGUUGUUGAUGCAAGGUGAAUGUUUGCUCGUGGUCUGCAAUGUAAUGGUUUGCUCUACUGAUACGCUCAUGUGGAUUACUGCUAUGUAUGCUUUAUCAGAAUGACAGAUAAAGAGGAGUAGCUAUUGUUGAGGUUCGAAGAAUAAGUGUAGGGUCAUUCUACAGAGUCGAGUCAAAUGCUCUGGUCAUGUGACACCGGGGAUUAUGGGAUCCGAUAGCUAUAUUAUUGUUAUUUACGUUGUUUGUGAUGAAUGAUUUGUUGAGAUGUUUUGUUGAGAUCAUGUUGGCACAUUAUGAUAAUAAUUAUGUUGUUGUCCGCUGUGAAGAUUUAAUAAAUUAAAUAAUAUGUUUUAUGUUGUGAUGCGAUAGAUGAUAUGUUGUAUGAAAUGUAAACUCUUCUACAUGUUGUACUCUGAUAUUAUAUAUAAAUAUGUCGUUUGGGUAGAAGGGUGUUACAUUAGUGGUAUCAGAGCAUGGUCAGUCCAGUCGAGUCAUAAUGUGAUGUUUCCCUGUUGGUCGAUUAGUGUAGAUGACACUGUCGAUAUUUAACGGUUGUAGUUGUGUUGUGCAGAGUAUGGCUGGAGAGAAUGACCGUGCGAUUGCUGAGGCUUUGACUGCUAUGGCGCAGGCUAUGCAGGCGCAGCAGAAUCCGCCGGUCGACGAGUUUAGGAAUUUGGGAAGGUUUCUGAAGAAUAACCCUCCUACAUUCAAAGGACGCUAUGAUCCAGAUGGUGCUCAGAUUUGGCUGAAGGAAAUUGAGAAGAUUUUCCGAGUGAUGACGUGUACCGAAGCACAGAAGGUGCAGUUUGGUACGCAUAUGUUAUCUGAAGAGGCUGAAAACUGGUGGGAUAACACUCGCCAGAGAAUUGAAGUACCAGGUACGGAGAUGACCUGGGUAAGGUUCAAGACGGCCUUUCUGGAGAAAUAUUUUCCUGCUGAUGUGCGAUGUAAGAAGGAGAUGGAAUUUCUAGGACUGAAGCAAGGUAACAUGUCUGUUGCUGAUUACGCUUCGAAGUUUGAGGAGCUGGUGCAGUAUUGUCCUCAUUAUAAUAAUGCUGAUGCUGAGGAAUCCAAGUGUGUCAAGUUUGAGAACGGGUUGCGUCCCGAGAUCAAACAAGGCAUUGGUUACCAGGAGAUUCGUAGGUUUCCUACGCUGGUUAACAAGUGCAGGAUAUUUGAUGAAGAUAGCAAGGCUAGGACUGCUCACUACAAGAAUCUUAGUGAGAAGAAGAAUAAGGAUCGUGGUAGUCCUUAUGCAUCUCCGAAUGGUAAAGGUAAGCAGAAAGUGGUAGAUGCGAAGAAGCCAAGUGGGGGAGGAUCUUCUAUAGCUGGUAAAUGUUUCAAGUGUGGCGAGCCAGGCCACCGUGCUGAUAGCUGUACCAAGAAAGUGCUGAGAUGUUUCCGAUGCGGUCAGGCUGGUCAUAGAGUUACGGAAUGUAAGGAUGCUGGUCCGACAUGUUUUAAUUGUGGCGAGAAAGGCCAUAUCAGUUUGCAGUGCUCGAAACCGAAGAAGGCGGCUACUGCAGCUCAUACUACUGGUAGGGUGUUUGCUCUGAGUGGGACUGAAGCUCCUAAAGGAGAUAAUCUGAUUAAAGGUACUUGCUUGAUUAAUAAUGUUGAAUUGCUUGCUAUUGUUGACACUGGUGCUACGCAUUCGUUUAUUUCGUAUGAGUGUGCGACCAGGAUUGGUGUGAUUAUGUCGUCCCUAGGCGGAAGUAUGGUGAUAGAUACUCCUGCUAAUGGUUCUGUGCAGACUUCUGUUGUCUGUCGAGGGUGUCAUUUGACGAUCUUUGAGAGAGAGUUCGUGGUUGAUUUGGUGUGCUUACCCUUGCACCAAAUUGAUAUUAUUCUGGGAAUGAAUUGGCUAGAAUUCUAUGGCGUGUUUAUCAACUGCUAUAGGAAGACGGUGCGGUUUUCUGAAGUUGGUGAGAAUGAUGAGGCAAGAUUUCUAUCUGCUAGGCAGGUGGGGGAUUUUGUGAAAGAUGAAGCUCAGGUAUUCGCUUUAUUUGCGUCUCUGCAAGCGGAUAAGAAAGUAGUGAGUGUAGAUUUGCCUGUUGUCUGUGAAUUUCAGGAUGUGUUUCCGGGGGAUGUAAGUGAAUUACCGCCAGAACGUGAAGUUGAAUUUGCCAUUGACUUAGUACCAGGUACGAGUCCAGUGUCGAUGUCUCCUUAUAGAAUGUCGGCAACUGAAUUAGUUGAAUUGAAGAAGCAACUUGAAGAAUUGCUUGAGAAGAAGUUUGUGCGUCCGAGUGUUUCUCCUUGGGGUGCACCAGUAUUGUUAGUGAAGAAGAAAGAAGGUACGAUGAGGCUGUGUGUCGAUUAUCGGCAGUUGAAUAAGGUGACUAUCAAGAAUCGGUAUCCAUUGCCGAGGAUUGAUGAUUUGAUGGAUCAGUUGGUUGGAGCCCAUGUUUUCAGUAAGAUUGAUUUGCGGUCAGGUUAUCAUCAGAUCCGAGUGAAGUCAGAUGAUAUUGCGAAGACUGCUUUCCGUACGAGGUAUGGUCAUUAUGAAUACACUGUGAUGCCGUUCGGUGUGUCUAAUGCUCCAGGUGUGUUUAUGGAAUAUAUGAAUCGUAUAUUUCAUCCGUACCUUGAUAAUUUUGUUGUGGUGUUCAUAGAUGAUAUAUUGAUAUAUUCUAAGACGGAAGAAGAGCAUGCAGGACAUCUGAGAAUUGUUUUGCAGGUGUUAAGAGAAAAGAAAUUAUAUGCAAAGUUAUCUAAAUGUGAGUUCUGGUUGAAGGAAGUGAGUUUCCUUGGCCAUGUGAUUUCGAGCGGUGGGAUUUCGGUCGAUCCUGCUAAAGUUGUUGCUGUAUUACAGUGGGAGACUCCGAAGUCUGCUACCGAGAUACGCAGUUUUCUGGGGUUAGCUGGUUAUUAUCGCAGAUUUAUUGAGGGCUUCUCUAAGUUGGCAUUGCCGUUGACGCAGUUGACUAAGAAGGGUCAAGUGUAUGUGUGGGAUGCAGCUUGUGAAGCGAGUUUUGUUGAGUUGAAGAGGCGGUUGACCAGUGCUCCAGUGUUGAUCUUGCCUAAUCCUGGUGAGUCCUUCGUUGUUUAUUGUGAUGCUUCUUUGAUGGGUCUUGGUGGUGUUUUGAUGCAGAAUGGUAAAGUUGUAGCUUAUGCUUCUAGACAGUUGAAAGUUCAUGAGAGGAAUUAUCCUACGCAUGACCUAGAACUUGCAGCUGUUGUAUUUGUGUUGAAAAUGUGGAGGCAUUAUUUGUAUGGUUCCAGAUUCGAAGUGUUCAGUGAUCACAAGAGUCUGAAGUAUCUGUUUGAUCAGAAAGAGUUAAAUAUGAGGCAGAGAAGGUGGUUAGAAUUACUGAAGGAUUUUGACUUUGAAUUGAGUUAACAUCCCGGUAAGGCUAAUGUAGUUGCAGAUGCACUGAGUAGAAAGUCUCUACAUAUGUCUAUGAUGAUGGUUCGGGAGCUUGAGUUAAUUGAACAGUUCCGUGAUAUGAGUUUGGGUUGUGAAGUUUCCGCUGAUAGCGUAAAGUUGGGUAUGCUGAAGUUGACUAGUGGAAUUCUGGAAGAUAUUCGGAAUGGUCAGCAAGUUGAUGUCGCUCUAGUUGAUCAUAUUACUAUGGUUAACCAGGGUAACGGUGGUAAUUUUGAGAUCGAUGAGAAUGGCAUCCUGCGAUUUAAAGGUAGAGUUUGUGUUCCUGAGGUGUCGGAAUUGAAAAAGAGUAUUCUUGAAGAGGGCCAUAGGAGUGGAUUGAGUAUCCAUCCAGGUGCAACUAAAAUGUAUCAAGAUUUGAAGAAAUUGU
Lathyrus oleraceus (garden pea) is the source of this 4318-nucleotide messenger RNA. RefSeq lists its product as uncharacterized. Lineage: Eukaryota; Viridiplantae; Streptophyta; Magnoliopsida; Fabales; Fabaceae. The transcript is spliced from 4 exons. Gene Ontology annotation, molecular function: zinc ion binding; nucleic acid binding. The record is from RefSeq and is a predicted model, not a curated record. The coding region runs from base 1090 to 3903 and encodes 937 amino acids.